AUGCCUCCUCAUUGCCUGCCAGAGAGCAGGUCCCAAGCACUGACAGGGCUCGCCCCCCACACACCCCCACCCCCCAGGAUGCCCACUCAGCUUCCCCACAGCCUUGUACAGACCUGUGUGAGCUCAUAUUCAGUUUUGAGCCUCUGCACUCUGGAGUCCAGUCAGGUAGCCAUGACAAAGCUUGGGCAAGCGUGUGGUUCUGCAGCACACAGGCUGGCCAUCCAGUCUCUCCCAGCCCAGCUCUGCCUCCUGGCCCUGCUGGGAGGGUCCAGGGCGCUGGGCCAUGUCCUAAUAGCGGCCAUGUGUGCACCCGACCCGGGGUUUCCAGAUUGA
Rangifer tarandus platyrhynchus (Svalbard reindeer) is the source of this 333-nucleotide messenger RNA. The record is from the annotation of a GenBank genome assembly. Lineage: Eukaryota; Metazoa; Chordata; Mammalia; Artiodactyla; Cervidae.